Paramecium octaurelia is the source of this 280-nucleotide messenger RNA. Lineage: Eukaryota; Ciliophora; Oligohymenophorea; Peniculida; Parameciidae. The record is from the annotation of a GenBank genome assembly.
AUGGGCUUUGAGUCAAAGUAUUAAAUCCUUUUUAAUAAACAAUAGGAAUAUUAAAAGAAUAAAACUUAGAAUUUUUGAAAAGUAAGGGAAAAUAGAAUCAUAAUUCAAGAAUGAAGGGAAAUCAUCAUAACUCUAACAAUAAUUAAACUCCUCAUUCAAUUAAGAUAGGGUGCUGAUAUUUGAUCCUAACUAGGAAGGUGAAUUGUAAUAGCAAGGAGAAGAUCUAGUCGUGAAAGAUUCAAGUUGGAGCAUUUAUGAUGGUGAAAUAAUCCAAGUGUGA